AUGAGGGUCAAUCAGCAAGCCAUUAUCAAAUUUAGCAUUGGCAAGUACCAAGAUGAGAUUUUAUGUGAUGUGGUACCCAUGCAAGCUUUCCAUCUAUUGCUUGGAAGACCUUGGCAAUUUGAUACUGAUGCCCAACAUAGUGGGAGAACUAAUAAAUACUUAUUUGUGGUCAAUGGAAAGAAGUACAUUCUUAAUCCGCUAGCCCCUUACCAAGUGAGUGAGGAUUAUAGAGUGAUGGGGGAUCUUCGGGAGAAGUAUCAAAAGGAAGAAAAGGAGAAGAGUGAGAAGGAGGGGGGGUUGGGCCUUAGGUGGAGAGGGACAUCUAAAGAUGGUUCCAAGAAAUGUUUGUUGGCCAAACCAAGUAAUUAUUUAAAAGGGUUGAUGAGACACUUCUUGGUGUGUCUUGUCAACAAAGAUCUUCUCCUAAAUGCUAACCAAGCUACUAGCACUUUGCCUAGUAGUAUGUCUUCUCUUUUGCAGGAAUAUGAAGCCUUGUUCCCGGAGGAGAUGCCCGAUGGCUUACCUCCCUUGAGAGGUAUUGAGCACCAAAUCGACUUUGUACCGGGUUCUUAA
Lycium ferocissimum is the source of this 573-nucleotide messenger RNA. RefSeq lists its product as uncharacterized. The transcript has a single exon. The record is from RefSeq and is a predicted model, not a curated record. NCBI's taxonomy places the organism in Eukaryota, Viridiplantae, Streptophyta, Magnoliopsida, Solanales, Solanaceae. Bases 1 to 573 code for a protein of 190 amino acids.